AUGGGAGUGUGGGUUUGGGUGUGGGCUGGGAGUGUGGGUGUUUGGGUUGGGAGUGUGGGUUUGAGAGUGGGUUGGGAGUGUGGGUUUGCGUGGGUUUGGGUAUGGGUUGGGAGUGUGAGGUAUGUGGGUUUGUGUGUGGGUUUGGGUGUGGGUUGGGAGUGUGGGUUUGCGUGGUGUGGUGGAAGUGUGGGUUUGGGUGGGUUGGGUCUAAUUGUGAUGAACUCUUUCGUUGUUGCUGAGAACUCCCAUACCAUUCAAAAACGUAUGGUACGGGUUUUGGGGUGGGUUGGGAGUGGGUUGGGAGUGUGGGUUUGCGCGGGUUUGGGUAUGGGUUUGGGUCUAAUUGUGAUGCACUCUUUCGUUGUUGCUGAGAACUCCCAUACCAUUCAAAAACGUCAGGAAGUCUUCUCUUAG
Molecule: messenger RNA, 414 nt
Organism: Rhizophagus irregularis DAOM 181602=DAOM 197198
Lineage: Eukaryota; Fungi; Glomeromycota; Glomeromycetes; Glomerales; Glomeraceae
Source: RefSeq, a predicted model, not a curated record